GAUAUCGUGGGGGUUGACAAACAAGACGACCGUGCCGCUGCUCGACUCUUCUCCUCCGCCGUCAUCGACUACGUCUCCCGCAUCCUUCCCGACGAGCUUGGGCUUACGAUCUACCUGUUCAUCAUUGGUGAGAUCGUCGAUGCGCAGCAAAACCGCGCACUCAACCACUCAGAACGCGUCAAGAUGUUAUGGCGCGGUCGUUUCUUUUUGGACGGCUGGCGACAGUACAUACUCGAUCACCCCCUCUACGCUCUUCACACACAUUUCCUCUCUCGCGAGCUCUAUGAUAUCCUCUCCAUAUUCAUCAACGCCAUGCUACUCCUCAUCGUCACUCACCGGGACUACUUCCCCGACGUCCCACUGCUCCACUGGCUCAACUCGACGGAGACAUGUGAACAUUUCUUCGGAUGCGCGCGGAAGAUCCAGAAGGACUUCAACUUCGUCGAGUGGCUCCUCAUGAUUCCGAAGAUCUCCAUACUCAUGGCGGGCGAGCUCCGGAACAAGUUGAAGGGCUCACAAGAGAAGGCCGCGGCAGUUCGUUUCGGCUACCACCACUCAUACUUCGACUCUCGUGGCGUGGAUCUCGCUAACCUGGCGUUGUUCCCGUCAGACGACGAGAUCGAGAAGCUGAUCCAAGUCGCACAUACUGAGGCCCAGUCCCUCCUCGCAAUCGUCGGGAUCAACAUGCAAGCACUC
Molecule: messenger RNA, 696 nt
Organism: Trametes versicolor FP-101664 SS1
Lineage: Eukaryota; Fungi; Basidiomycota; Agaricomycetes; Polyporales; Polyporaceae
Exons: 1
Source: RefSeq, a predicted model, not a curated record